AUGUUCACACACCAGACACCCGAACCCCGUUAUCUGCUCGACCCCCAAGGAGCCUCUCCACACCUCCGCGAACAGACGACCCCCCGACAGCAGCCACUGCGGACACAGGACCCGGCUCCACACACCCCCUCCCCAAACAGCAGCGCGCAGCCUCUUCACCAGCAAUCAAGGAGUAGGGGAGGGGGCACCCAAACAGUCAACAGGAACGCAGAGGCGACGGCAAGGCUGCUCAGAGUGUCUAUGCCCCCUCUGUUGCCGCUCCCGAACUCAGGCACGGUCUCCGACUCGGCCCCCUGCGCCCGCUCAGUGGGCAGAGGGGGAGGGGAACGAAGCUGCCCGCCGCCAUUUUGCUUGUGGGCUGCCGCCCGCCGUUGCCUCUUCCAUAGAGGCUUGAAGAUAACCAACUGGAGACAGAGAGGUGGGCAGAAUCUCCGUCUUUUUCACAACAGAUGCAUUCAACAAUUCACAGAAGUCUGGCCUUCAGCGCUGGGUGAACUCGGUUUGGGUGUCACUCGACGCCCACUAGGGGCUGAGGAGGCUCCAGUGCGCAGACUCCGGGCCCCGGAUAAAAGCGGAGCUGGAGCGUCCAGCGCCGUCUCGAUGGAGGAGCGAGAAACGGAAGAGGUCGGGGGGAGAAGCAGCAGGAAAAGUACAGCCACCGUCAGCGCCGCUUUCCUGCCACCGUGUAUCGGGAGACCCGGAGCGCUUGGUAAGCCGAGUGGGGAGAGGCAGAGGCGGUCCGUGCAGCCAAUCAGUGCCUGAUGUGUUCUGUCGGGCGCGUCGUGAUUGGCCAGCGAUGACCUCAUGCUGCAGCAGCGGGAGGGGCCAGAGCCGUCGGGGGAGGCUGUUGCAAAGGCAGAGAGGGAGAAGUGACGAUGGUGAUCGUUGCUGCCGCGGCUGAUAUGGAAUCCAAGCAGUGGCGAAGAGAAUCUCAAGGCUCUUCCCUGAGUAUUUUCUCCUGUCCCUGCCCGAGGUGAGGGCCCCGGCUCGGCCUCUGCGAAACUUUGGGGCGCUGGCGCGGACGAGGAGACACAAUUCCUCCCAUGACUUUUGUAACUGCGUCAGGGCAAGAUGGCGCUGGGUCUCCUUGGGGCGCGGGGGGAGAGGCACGUCCACCGCCGCCGCAGCGCAUGUGACCGGGCUGCAUUCCUGUGGGGUUUGGCUCCAACCCAGGCUGGGGCGGGGGAGGGGAAAGGGCUUGGGCGGAGGAGACUGUGGUGCGGUCGGCGUUGGCGGCCUGAAGAGGAAGAGAUGACUGUUUGAGAGCGCUUCCCCUCCCCCAUAUAGCUUAACAGCUGCGGCUCCCGGGGGAAAGCCCCUGGAGGGACACUCGUGGGGUGUGACGGCUGUUGGUGGAGGAGAAGGUUCGGUGCCCUAUUUUCUUAUCUAACCUUUCUCCUUGCAAAGUGCUUACGUAAGGUGGCAGGUUCCUACUGUGAGAGUCGUAAUCAACUGUGAGUCCCUGAGGGCCACUGGACGGAGUAAAAAGGAGAGACUAGCUAGGCCACAACGUCAAGAAGUGUCCGUUAUUUUCUGGGAAAACGUAAAGUUUCUCAGAUUCCAGUAGAAAAAUAUUUCUUAAAUUUGGAAGCAGGUGUAAAAGGUGUAAAUAACACCCAGGAACACUUAAAAGUUACCAUCUGAAUUUUGAGGACCCUUUUCAGGUUUUCUGUACUUCUCAUAUCUUCCAUAUCUGCAUAUUCUACAGGAAUGUGUAGACUUAGUGGAUGUGGUUUUCUUUUUAAAUUUAGGAGUGAUUAGUAAUAAGAAUAAAAGCUGCUAGUGCUGUAAUUUAUAUGAAGUAAGGGUGUUUUCAAUACUUUUGUCUUUCUGUCGCCCUCUUAACUAUGGUUUUUAAAAAUAAAAGAUGAAAUCACUUUCGGUAAAUGUUAUUCAUUAAGAUUCCUGCACCAUUAUGAAGCCUACCUCUUUAAAUCACUUCUGUAGAAGUAUGGACUGACUUAAUUUUCGAAACCUUGUUAGUGACGGUCUUUAGUUGGAAAGUUUUUAAGUAGUCUAUAUUGGUAGAUUCUGUAAUAAAUACUAGUUUUGUUUUUGAUUAUUCCCACUUAAACAAGCAUAGUAGCCGUUAACUAAACUAGUGAAAAUUCAAAAGGCUUCUCGCCUUGGGUGGUGUUGAGAGCCGGGAGUUACACACAACAAAGACAUUUGCACGGAAACCUGGCUUGCUUUUUGACAGAACACACCUCGUGCCAGGAGGAAACGUUUGCUGGACCCGAAAAGAUGGGUUUAACUCUGGUCAAGGUUAUGUUAUUUCGUUUAGUGUUAGUUGUAGACUUAGUUUGAAAACAAGAUUUUCUAUUCAUUUGUUUAUACUUAAACCCUUGCUAGUUUUUGUGGCUUUUUCAAAAAGCGAAGUAACAAUAUGAACUGAAAAGCCUGUAACUAGAGUGUAAAUAUUAAGUAGUACAAAGAUUUUAGAGUUCAGAGUUUUUUUUGUGUUCGUGCAUUGUGAUUAGAAAAUGGGCAUCUUGAAUAACCUCGAGGAUUUGUCACGUGUAAGUUGUGUCUCCCUUAACUGUCAUAGCAACUUCUAUUUUGGCUCAGGAAAAAGGGAGCAAAUAUGAAGUCACGUUUUUAAGGUAAUUUUCAUAGUCUUCCUAGCUUUAUUCUGCCUUAAUAAAGAAGAGAGGCCAUUUUUCAAGCUAACAGAAACAUCCUUGUUUUUGUUUUUUUGGUCAGCAUGUCUACAUUAUUCCUAAUUGCCAAAUCUUGGGCUCUAGUUUUUCUUUUGCCACGUUCCUGUGGCGUUU
Messenger RNA from Callorhinus ursinus (northern fur seal), 2774 nucleotides. Lineage: Eukaryota; Metazoa; Chordata; Mammalia; Carnivora; Otariidae. The record is from RefSeq and is a predicted model, not a curated record.